GAAGAAAGAAAAAAACUUAUUACAAAAAGCAUGAGAAAUAUUCUGAACGAAGAUAAAAACGCAAAAUUUUAAAAUAAAGAAAGGGUAAAAAGAGAACAUAGGCAAAAAAGUAAUUGUUGAAGAAAGGUGUAGUGAUUCCAUAAUUUCUAAUAAAAAAAACGAAAAAUUCGUUAUCAUUUAGGAAACCUACUUAUAAAUAGCAUAUGUGUGAUAAAUUAAAAAGAAAUAGAGGAAAAAAACUGAAUACCAAAGAUAUGCGAAAUAUUGCUAAUUAAUAGGGAGUAGUGAAAAAGUGAAUGUGACCGAGAUUUAAAAGAAAGCAAAAAAAAAAAAAAGAAGAAAAUGUGUGUGUGCGUAUGUCAGACAAAUAUCAUAGAAAAGCAAAUGCAUAUAUAUUCAUUCCAAAACCUUAAAUUGUGUUCGAGAUAUUUAGCUUAAAUUUAUCAUUGAACAUAAAGAAACAAAUUUAUCUCAAAAAAAAUUACUUCUUUCAUAUUUUAUUCAAGUGAAAAAAUAUAUGAGAAGUGACGUGUUUUGUUGGUUAGUUAGAAAGUGACAACUAGACUUUGCGUAGUUUAAUGCAUUGCGUCUGACAUAAAUUAUAAAAAAAAUUUUCAUAAAAUAAUAAAAGAGGAACAUAUGCGGCUGAGUUUUUCAAUUUCUAUGUAAAUGAAAUGGCGAAAAUAUUUUGACAUGUAAAAAAAAAAAAAAAUAAAAAACGUCGUGUUUUCUUUGCAAACGGUGAAAUUCUUUCUUCAAAACCAAUGUUAGAAAGAAAAUAUUAAAUAAAUUAAAGACAUUAAAAUGCUUUGCAGACGUAUUGUUUUUCAGUACGGCGAAUGACUCUUAAAAUCCAUUAACAUUAAGUGGAGUGAGAGAAAAAAGAAUAAUUGUCAUACAUUCUUCUGAAAAAAAUAACUGCUGAUACAUAUGUAGGUGUGCAGCGCAAAAUGAUUGACAGAAAAAAGGAUCAUUUAAAAAAAAAUGUGAUAUAAAUUUUUUUUUCACACAAGAAAACGCAGUAAGUUGAUAGUGAGUAAAUUUGUUUGUGGUGUGUAAAAUUAAGUUUGCGUUUGUUUAUGAAAAACUGUUUUUGCUAUACCUGAUGUGUGUUUACCGGCUUUAAUCGUUAGAGUUGUAAAGGAAGGUCGAUAUGAAUUGAAAUCGUGGGAGAAGAGGGAAUAACAGAAACUAAAAUCAGUCGAUUUAAUUUCCUACUUUAAUGGCAUUGGCAGCAUCCUUAGGACCGUUGUUGUCGCUUUCGUUGCGGUCGUUGUCGUCAUCAUCAACAUUGCUGUCAGCAUUAUUGUUGCUGGCAUCUCAGUUGUUGUUGUUGCUGCUGCCUUUUCAUAACCUUUCGAUUUGAAAAAAUGAACAAUGAAAGUAUUAAAUCGCCCAAAAUUAGUACAACAUAUUCUACUUCAAACGCAAAUACAUCUAACGCAACAACAGCAACAGUUACAGCAGGAGCAGGAAGCGGUCACAUACAUUCAACAACUGCUGUACACGUCAACGCAACUGUUAACGCAAUUGAAGCCGCUGUCAAUGCCAGUGACAACGGUCACCUGUCAGUUUCGUCAUCUAACGCUGCCGCAGUUGUUGCAGUUGCUGUUUCAUCUUUGGCUGCAGCCAUAAUACUGGAUACACCAAUCGUUUCCAUUGCUGGUUCAACAUUAAGCGAAAUCACUACAACCACUACAUCAACCAAGACCACACCGACACCGGUGCCCACCAAAAAAGAGACCAAUAAUAAUCCUAAUAGAAAUUCUGCUAAUUUGAAGAACAACAUUAACAUUAGCAGCAGCAAUAAAUCAACCGUUACCGAUUUCAUUUUAUUGCCAUCAUCGGCGCCAUUAUCUAAAUCAUCAUUAACUGCUACGGCUUCAAAACUAAUGUCGGAUGCGAAAACGACAGUUACCGGCGCAGUAAAGAACGCCAAUAUCACCACCAACAAUAUUGGUGUUACAGUUGAACCAAGCAGCUUUUUCAUACAAAAUACGACCACUGAAACCGCAACUACAAUUAGUUCUACUUACUCCCCAAAAUAUAUAAAUACUACCAACUCUUCCAUUAGUGCUCAAAAUACUAUUAAAAAGGAUUCAACUUCCAUCAAUAAAUCAAGAGAAACAAAGGAAUCAUAUAUCGAUUUAAAAAGUGAACAUUCGGCCGCUGUUGCCGUUAUUAAUACUACUAAUACUAGCAGCUAUCCAACAGUUGCUAACAGAAUCGAUGAAAGCAAUUCCAUUGAAUUAAAGUCAAAGGAAUCUCCAUAUGAGUCAUGGGAGGAGUGUCGCUUAAAAGAUUGGGAUGAUAAUCAACUGAAGGAAUUGCUAGAAGAAGCUUAUCAUUAUAAAAAUCCACGUGAUAAGGAGAACAAGAGCAAAGCAUUUUUGAAAUUACUCGAGAAAGCCGAAAAUGAAGAAACAUCAUAUCCUUUUUGUGCAAUAACACCACGCAAUUUGUCCACAUCAAUUACGUCCAAUAGUUAUUAUAACUAUAAUCAGCAAAACGCCCAUCAUCAUCAUUCACACAGCCAUAAUAGUCAACAUCAGCCGCAUAGAUCCCAUCAUCACCAUCAUCAUCACAAGCAGGGUGGCUCCUUGCAAGAUCUCGUCAACGAAACACAACUGGACUGUGAUCAAGCGUUUGGUAAUAACAGUGUGAGUGGUAGUCAACGUACACGACGUCAAAAUCACAAUUCCCGACAAAAGAAAUAUUCCUCUUCCGUAUCUUCACGUCAACGUGAAGGGGGUAGUUUGCCUAGUAACGUUAAUGUUACCCACCAACUCGGUUUAUGCGGCAAUUUGACUACCAACGAGUUAAGUUUUAUGCAUGACGUAGCAGCAGCGGUAGCCACAACAACGCUUAAAUCUAGUAAAAAAGAACAGCGACGCAACGCGAAGGCAGCUGCUGCUGCAGGCGGCGUAACACCUAUGGAAGCCAAUAAAGAAAUGCCAACAGCAACUACUCCGCUGUUGUCUACCAAUAAUAAUAGCAAUAUUUCUGAAGUGCUAACGUCUACGGGCGGCGAUAAUAAUGCCACCGUUGCAAGUACUUCAGGUUCAAUUUUGGCCAUAACCAGUGCAGGCGAUUGUGUUAUCGAAAUGGGCGAACCAAUGAUGGAUAUACAGCAACAACACCGAAUUCUGCAAUCCAAAGGACAAGAUGUAGCUACACAGGGCCUGGCAUAUUAUGAACGUUUAGCUAGCAUUGAUAAACGUAUACCUAGAGCUAACAUUACCGGUCCAAAAGUCGGCUGUAAUAUUGCUCCAACACUAUCACACUGUUAUGUGGAUGAAAAGAUACACUUUAGUAAUCUAGAAUGUUACGAUGCCAACACUGCUGAUAACGAAUCAACCACUUCCGUGGCAGCAGUUGAUACUAAAUAUGUACCACUCGAUGAGAACUAUAAAUCCUGCAAAUCAAUUUUGGGCAUUGAUCCGUUAAAGUCAAAGGAUAUGUUACAUAAAUCUAAACCUAUAACGACUUAUAUUAAAGCGGCACCACCUGCCCCUGGUACGAUGUCAACGAUGUCUAGCGGUGGCUCUGCAUCUAAUGCCACAACUCUCUGCCAACAACAACAGCAUCGUCAUUUGGAUGAAAACGGUAACGCUCUAAGUGAAUUUUAUCAAAAUGCUACUAACAUUAGUAACGGAGCAACCAUACACAUAAAUGCUGUCUCACCCCUAGGAGCUAUAAAUGUAAAUUCGUCUUCAUCGUCUGCAACUAUCGCGGGAUUGGCAGGUUCGUGUACUAAUGUGUCUGUUUCCGCUACAGUAACUAUACCGUCACAGCACACAACAUCGACAACGGUCUCUACGUCGGCAACGAUUACCACCCCUAUGGGUUCGGCAGCUUCACAAAUGAAAGCAAAAACGAUGACCCGAUCGCAACAGGAACGCACUAAAAAUGCCAACAAUAAACGUGAACGCAAUACAAAGACGGUUGAUUUAGAGUCUGUAGUUGGUUAUCGUGGCACGGAGCCAGUCGAAGAGCUGGUUAAAUAUAUAGAAAGUAGUGGUGAAGAUAAACAGGGCGGUGGUAAUUCCUCAAAGAGUAGUGAUAAAAAGAAAGAUCGUAAAAAGGAAAGAGAUCGCGAGAAAGACAAGGAUAAACAACAAAAGUUAACAAAGAGUAAUUCAUUGGAAGAACUGCGCAGUGGGGCUAAAUUUGAGCUGCAAGAAGAAUUGAAAAGAACUGCAGCCACAACUGAAAAUAAUGCUGGAAUUAUCCGUCAAAAGAAUAACAGCAGCAGCAAACACAAGAAUAAUUCUUCUUCAACGGCUGAAAUUAACAAAAAUUUUGAGAAUAAAUCACAAAGUAAUAACAAUAAUGCACGUAAAACGGAAAGAAGAUCCUGGGGCAAUGAAGAUCUCAAAUAUCUGGAAGACCAGCAAAACGCUAAUGUUGUAUGCACAGCUGAGGAUAAAGCCGCAGCAAUCAAAGAACGUAAAGGAGCUGGAAAAUCGUCAAAUAACAAUAAAGAAGACAGGGAGCAUGUGAAAGAGAAGACGGCAGAACGCAAUGAACGUAACCUUAAUAAUAUACAGGUUAACGUGUCUAUGGGCUCAGGCGAAGCAAUAUCAGGGAUGAUGGCUGCUAACAACAGGCCGGAAAGAUUUGAGAGAGCUGAAUUGAGAAUGGAAAGAAGAAUGAUGGUAGAUAGACCAGAUAGAACUAGAAAGGAAUCGCGAUCGGAACCUGUAAAAAUUGUUGGUAUAACUGCUCUCGAUUCUGUUGUCCCAGAGACCGCUGAAUUUCAUGUAGUUACUAAAAAGAGAAAGCCCAAAAAGAAGGUCGUAAAUAAUUUGGAAGAGACUACUGUGACCUUACAACGCUCGCACAAUUUCGGCGCGCAAAAGUCCGGGGCAUUCAAUCAGCAAGCUCAACAACAACAACAACAACAACAAUCAAUAUCACAGCGUUACAAAUAUCAACAACAGCAGCAACACGACAAUGGUCAUCAAGGAUCUAAUAGCAACCACACACAACAACAACAGCAAUACGGUGCUAUUAAUAAUAAUAAUAAUAAUAAUCAUAAUAAUAAUAGUAAUAAUAAUAAUAUAACACAACAUCAUGUGAUAGCAACUGGCACCGUGCAACAUAAUAAUGAUAAAUCUAGACGCAAAUCUACUUCAUCAGUGCCGCCCUCAGAAAAAUCUGAUACAAGUGAUCUCGACUCUGUACAUUCAUUGCCUAUAGAAAGUUCAGGUGCAGCAGUUACCAAUUCCUCGACAAAUGCGACUAGUGCAGCCGGUACAACAAAGGUCCAACAAGCUAAACGCAAUAAGAAUAUAAAAGUGCUUAACUCAAGUAACAGCAGUACAACAAAUGUUGUUAGUGGUGUUGUCGGUGGCAAUUUAUCGAUAAAAACUAAUUCACCAGCGCCCAUUUCGUACGCAGACAUUGCCCGCACUAACAAAGAAGUGACAGUGGACAUGGGUCCUUAUAUCAAUCCAACUACUUCGCUAUCUUCUUCCACCUUAGUCGAAAGUAGCAAUGCGGUCAUAGAGAACACCAGUAAUUCUAAUAGCAAUUCUCUAGUGGCACCGAAUGAAGGAGAAAAAAUUAUUGUAAGUAGUGUAAAUAGUGCAGUAAAACUUCAUAAAGUGAAGAAAUCGCAACAAAAACAGGAUUUCCCGGAAUUGGUGGUUAAUAUCCCCGCUGCUGCAGGAUUGGAAGACACGCAGAAAUUAAGUGUCAAAUCGAUAAGUUAUUCGCAAAGCUUAACAACUACGGCUGCCGCGACAACUGUUAAUGUUUUAAGCGGCGGUGAUCUAAUGCCGGCAUCGACCACGGAGAAUAUUGUUAAUACCAAAGUGAAUACGUCAAGUGAAUAUGGAACAAGAACAGAUAGUUUAGUUUUGCAGCAACAACAGCAUCAACAGCAGCAACUACAACAGCAACAGCACCAACAACAACAGCAGCAGCAACAACAGCAACAGACAUUACGAAAAUCUAGAAGUAUUGAAAGUGAUUCAAAUCAAACCUUAGCAUCUUCCGCUUCGGUUGCAGUUAAUCCUGCUCAUGUAAUAAACACUAAUAAUCCGUGUGUCUCAUUUGCCGUUUCUUCUUCUCCGUCGUCGUCGACGUCGACGGCAUGUUAUAUGGCACCUUGUAACGCGUCCAAUCUAGAUCAACAAUAUCCCGCCUUAGAGAAGACUGUUAAACGCCACAAUAAUACGGUGGUAGCAACUGUUCACGGCAACGCACCAAUGCCUUUGGUCAAUCUUAGUCUCUCCAAUUCUACAAAUGCAGUAAGUCUACAUGCUAAUCCCGCUGGAAGUACUGGUGGUGGUUCAUUUAAUUUUGCGGCCGCUGCCAAACAGCCUUUAUCUGGGUCUGGUAAUGAAGGCGGUAAUACUGGCCACAGUACCAGCAGCUCUAAUCAAAAUACUAAUAAAUAUUUAGUCUUAACUACCUCAAUUUCAAACAACAACAACAACAACAACAAUAGCAAUGUAGCAUUUGUUAAUAGAAAAUCCAAAGAAAAAACACCUCCAGCUAACAGCUUUGCUGCCUGCUCUACAGCCGCAAAUAAUGUACUAAUUAAUAAUAAUUUGAAUGACAAUGCACCCUGCGCUAGAAGAUCGAAAAAAGACCGCCAACAGCAACAACAAUCAUCGAGUACGAUACCACUAAAUAGCAACAAUAAUACCAAAAAAUUUGUCAGUAGUAAUAGUACUGGUAGCAUGACAUCUCAGCAACCAAGAUCCGCAGCAAAAUCACAUUUAAAAUCUUCAGCGUCAUUGCCGCCCAUGUCUUUGACAGGCUCUAUAAAUAUCUCUAAUCGCCCGGCUGUUAUUAUUUUAAACGAUGACCGCAAUGCAAGCGGGUCUAGACUUGUUAAUGACUUUACUUUUGGUGAUUUUAAUGAAGAAGAAUUGAAAAUGUUUGACGAUGAUCAUGAGACUGGAGAUCUGCCUAUCCAUCAGGAUGAUUCUGAAAUCCGAAGAGGGCGGGAUUACUAUGAAAAAGUGACGUCUGUACCAGCUACUGCCACCAAGACUAGUAGUUAUUUACUUAAUGAUUCAGGGGCCUCUUAUUGCGCGGAUAUCACUCCCAAUAUUUCCUUUGCAGGGAGCAAUCAGGUCAGUGCUAUACCCACAUCCGUUGCUCAACAGCAGCCGAUGCCGGCACCAGCGCAAUCUGUUGAUAAAAGUGUUUAUAAUAUAAGUGGUGCAACGGGAGCAAACCGAACAACUCAGCACCUGCAACAACAAUCACAAAUGCAAUCACGUUUGUCACCGUCUAAACAGAAAAGCAACCAAUUAAAUAACUAUAUAUCUAAUAGUGCGUCAGUGAUACACUGCAGUAGCAGCAGCAGUGAAACAAAUGCACCACCUCAACACAAUUCCAUUGAUAAUUUAGAAAUGCAAUCCACAGUUCCUGCCCCUCAACAGCUGGAGACCUGCAAUGAUAUUGAAACAGCAAUUAUAGCUGCGGCGCGUGCUGCGCAACAAUUGCAAUACAAAACUUCAAACUCUUCUUCAAAUUCAAGUUCCUUUUCAUCAUCUUCAUUAGCAUCGGCAACAUCAUCGAUUAAUAAUUAUCCAGGUAAUAAUAAUAAUAAUAGCACGUAUGAUGCACGCAACAGAAUCAAUAGCAACAGUCACAUUGUGACUACCGCUGCAGCCGCGCACGCUAGAAGCCACCAUUUCGCCCAACAACGUUCGUUGUCCGGCAACAAUGUGCUGAAUUAUCAGGCGCAGCAACCAUUAUUAUCACAGUACGAGGCUGAAGGUGGUGUUGUCACUGCUAACAUUAAUUCCUAUACCGCAACUCCACGUAGUCGUAGUCCUAGUCGCACGCGACGCAUUUCCAUUGCUGGUACCACCGUUAUCAGCAAAGAAUACAGUUUAUAUUACAUACCGCCGACAUCUGGACGAUUAUCAACAUUGGGUGCACAACAUCAGAAUGAUAUAAUUGUAGAUUUUAUUGGAUCUGCUUGGGAGGAAAUAGUAAAUAGUAAAGUAACAAAGAUCUACGAUGGACAAUAAAUAAUAAAAAAUUAAAAAAAA
Glossina fuscipes is the source of this 8021-nucleotide messenger RNA. RefSeq lists its product as uncharacterized. The transcript has 8 exons. The coding region runs from base 1371 to 8000 and encodes 2209 amino acids. The record is from RefSeq and is a predicted model, not a curated record. NCBI's taxonomy places the organism in Eukaryota, Metazoa, Arthropoda, Insecta, Diptera, Glossinidae.